Messenger RNA from Rotaria sp. Silwood1, 306 nucleotides. The record is from the annotation of a GenBank genome assembly. NCBI's taxonomy places the organism in Eukaryota, Metazoa, Rotifera, Eurotatoria, Philodinida, Philodinidae.
AUGGGCAUAGGUUGGAUUGAUGCAAGUGGACAACUGCAUUUUGAGGAUCGAUAUGCUGUUGGCUUUACAACACCAAACAAGGAUUCAACAACACAAGAUUGGUUUGGCUUGCAAGGUCGAGAGGAAAACAAUUGGACGGCCAUUCAAUUUAAGCGUGCAUUGGAUACAAAAGACUCCAUGGAUUAUCCUAUCCUACCAGGAAUAAAUAUUCUUCUAUUUGCCUACGGUCUCGUCGAUCCAAAUCCUGACAUAACAUAUCAUGAAAGUCGUCGCGUUACGCACAGGCUUCCUUUGUGGAAAGCUUAG